GCCCAGCGUGCAGCCAUGAGGCGGCGCGUGUACGGGGGAGAUGAAGUUGGGGCUCUGGUGUUUGACAUUGGCUCGUACACUGUCAGAGCAGGCUAUGCAGGCGAGGACUGUCCAAAGGUUGAUUUUCCAACAGCCAUUGGCGUAGUGCUGGAAAGAGACAAUGGCAGCACUCUGAUGGAGAUAGAUGGUGACAAAGGCAAACAAGGGGGCCCAACUUACUACAUAGACACCAAUGCCCUGAGAGUCCCGAGGGAGAAUAUGGAGGCCAUUUCACCUUUAAAAAAUGGAAUGAUUGAAGACUGGGAUAGUUUCCAGGCAAUACUGGAUCACACUUACAAGAUGCACAUUAAAUCUGAAGCAAGUUUGCAUCCUGUCCUUAUGUCUGAAGCACCAUGGAAUACUAGAGCAAAGCGUGAAAAACUGACGGAGUUGAUGUUUGAGCACUACAACAUCCCUGCUUUUUUCCUGUGUAAAACUGCCGUUCUAACAGCCUUUGCUAAUGGGAGAUCUACAGGUCUCAUUUUGGAUAGUGGAGCAACACACACCACUGCUAUUCCAGUGCAUGAUGGAUAUGUGCUUCAGCAAGGUAUUGUAAAAUCACCACUUGCAGGAGACUUUAUUACUAUGCAGUGCCGGGAAUUGUUUCAGGAAAUGAACAUAGAGAUAAUUCCUCCCUAUAUGAUUGCUUCAAAGGAGGCAGUUCGUGAGGGGUCCCCUGCAAAUUGGAAGAGAAAAGAGAAGUUACCCCAGGUCACCAGGUCUUGGCACAACUACAUGUGCAAUUGUGUCAUUCAGGACUUCCAAGCUUCUGUCCUCCAAGUAUCAGAUUCAACCUAUGAUGAACAGGUGGCAGCACAGAUGCCAACAGUUCAUUAUGAGUUCCCCAACGGCUACAACUGUGACUUCGGUGCGGAGCGUCUGAAAAUUCCCGAGGGAUUGUUUGACCCUUCCAAUGUAAAGGGUUUGUCUGGUAACACGAUGUUGGGUGUGAGCCACGUUGUCACAACAAGCGUUGGAAUGUGUGAUAUCGACAUCAGGCCGGGCCUCUAUGGCAGUGUCAUUGUAGCAGGAGGAAACACUCUAAUACAGAGUUUCACAGACAGAUUGAACAGAGAGCUGUCUCAGAAAACUCCACCGAGCAUGCGCCUGAAGUUGAUCGCGAACAACACGACUGUGGAGCGGAGGUUCAGCUCGUGGAUUGGUGGCUCCAUUUUGGCUUCUUUGGGUACUUUUCAACAGAUGUGGAUUUCUAAACAAGAAUAUGAAGAAGGAGGGAAACAGUGUGUAGAAAGAAAAUGUCCUUAAGACCUCUUACUGUGAAAACUGCUGCCUGCUCGGUGCUCCUUCUGUUUUAUAGCUUUAGCAUACUCAGGAAUGGGAUGGACUCUUUUUUGUAGAAAGUUUAUAAUGGGUUUUUUGCAUAAUUCAAGUUCCAUUUUAACAAACCUUAGAAAUUUUGAGAGACCUAAUUGGUACUAUAAUAGAAAAAGGAUGUUUACAUCCCUUGUAAAGCAAUAAUUCAUGUAACAAGCAUUUUAUAAUUUUGUAUAAAUGUCUAUUUUCUCUAGUAUCUUUUCCUGGGAACAGCUUUACAGGUUAGCUAAUAGAUAGAGGCAUAACCUUGCAAAUGCCUGUGCUUAUUUAUUAAAUAUUUCUUGUCUACUUACACAUAUUAGUCUUCCUUGCUGGUACUUUGGCCUUAAAUUGCUCUUAAUGCUCUCUUAAAGAAAUAAAAUUUGGUCUUUUGUAUUUGAGGAGCUUUGUGAGUACUUGCAGAGAAAGUUAGUCUGUUGUUUUAAAAGUUGAAAGUUUGUAUUCAGUGACGUAGUUGGUUGUAAGCUUUUACUGUCUCACAGAAGUGUUACAUUCCAUUGAGUGAAUGUUAUAUUAAGCACUGGUUUGCUAUUUUUUUGUUAAGGAGCAGUUUCAUUUCAGUCAGCAAUCACUGCUUUCCACCUGCUUUCUAAGAAUGUAUUUAAUGCCUUUGUGAUGUAGGUGAGAAGCAAAACUUGUUCGAGCCAGGGAAAUUGAGAUAAAAAAAUUGCCUCUCCAGUACUUGGGAGAACAGGAAUAGAAGCCAUCAGGGUGUGGCUUGACAUUGCUGCAGGGAGCUGUAACUCCGAGGGGCAGCCCAAGGUCUGGAUCCCUUGGGGACUCGCAGCAGGGUCAGUAAGUGCCUGUGUUUGCAUGGGGAAGGUGCUCUCAGGGUCACAGCAAUGGGGAUGAUUAUUUUUUGUUCAGUAGGAACUGGCUGUGAAGAUGCAGCUCAACAUUGCUGUUAAGCUAACUUUCAUUUACAACUGUGUGGUGGUCUGUUCUGGGACACAGUGAAGUUUUGCUCCUUAUCUCAAAAGCUGUGGAAAACCAAAUAGCAUUUAACUGAUCUAAAAAGAAUAAACAUAAAGUAAACAGUACUGCUGCAUUUUUAUAUCCUAAAAGACCUUGUGGGUAAAUAUGUGGCCUCUAUUUGAAACGUUUCACCUUACCUCCAAACAAUAAAGUAAUUUAUCAAA
Messenger RNA from Manacus vitellinus (golden-collared manakin), 2513 nucleotides. It is a transcript of the gene ACTL6A, whose product is annotated as actin like 6A. NCBI's taxonomy places the organism in Eukaryota, Metazoa, Chordata, Aves, Passeriformes, Pipridae. The transcript is spliced from 14 exons. The coding region runs from base 16 to 1305 and encodes 429 amino acids. Gene Ontology annotation, cellular component: SWI/SNF complex; NuA4 histone acetyltransferase complex. Gene Ontology annotation, molecular function: chromatin binding. The record is from RefSeq and is a predicted model, not a curated record. Gene Ontology annotation, biological process: regulation of transcription by RNA polymerase II; nervous system development.